Cornus florida is the source of this 2402-nucleotide messenger RNA. RefSeq names its product cucumisin-like. The record is from RefSeq and is a predicted model, not a curated record. The transcript is spliced from 10 exons. Gene Ontology annotation, molecular function: serine-type endopeptidase activity. Lineage: Eukaryota; Viridiplantae; Streptophyta; Magnoliopsida; Cornales; Cornaceae. The coding region runs from base 39 to 2288 and encodes 749 amino acids. Gene Ontology annotation, biological process: proteolysis.
AUCAGCAAUAGAACUCAAGCUUUGGAAAGACCUCUCUAAUGGCUAGUCAAACGUCUCCUCCUUCAUGGCUUAUCCUGAUCAGCCUCACUUGUGCUCUGCUUAUUAGCUGCAUCAUAGCAUCUGACGGAGAUCAAAAGGUUUACAUUGUGUACAUGGGUGACCGCCCCAAGGGUCAUCUCUCUGCAUCAUUCCUUCAUACGAGAAUGCUACAGGAAGUUGUUGGCAGUAGGGCAUCAGAAUCUUUACUGUAUAGCUACAAGAGGAGCUUUAAUGGGUUUGUAGCAAAGCUGACAAAGGAAGAGAUGGAGAAGAUAGCCGGCAUGGAAGGAGUAGUGUCAGUGUUCCCUAAUGAAAAGAUGGAACUCCACACAACAAAGUCAUGGGACUUCAUGGCCUUCACACAACAAGUUCCAAGAAGCCAAGUUGAAAGCGACAUCAUUAUUGGAGUGUUUGACACUGGGAUUUGGCCUGAAUCUGAUAGUUUCGAUGGCACGGGAUUUGGUCCGAUUCCAAGCAAAUGGAGGGGCUCUUGCCAAUUCUCCUCAACAGAUUUCACUUGCAACAAUAAAAUUAUAGGAGCUAAAUACUUCCAUAUAGGAAGACCAAUCCCUGCAGAAGAUUAUGCUUCACCAAGAGAUAGAAAUGGUCAUGGGACACACGUUGCAUCUACAGCAGCAGGGCGCGUAGUGAACGACGCAAGCCUAUUAGAGUUUGGCAAGGGUACAGCAAGGGGAGGGGUUCCCUCGGCUCGGAUUGCUGUGUACAAGGUAUGUUGGAGUGAUGGGUGUUCAGAUGCGGAUAUCCUUGCCGCAUUUGAUAAUGCAAUUGCUGAUGGAGUUGAUAUAAUCUCACUUUCGGUUGGACGUGGCGGGGAGUCACUUCCCUUGAAUUACUUUGAAGAUACCACUGCCAUUGGAGCUUUCCAUGCUAUGAAGAACGGAAUACUCACAUCCAAUUCUGCCGGUAAUUCAGGUCCUAUUUAUGGAAGCAUCAGAAAUUACUCACCAUGGUCUCUCUCAGUGGCUGCUAGCACCAUAGACAGAAAGUUUGAGACCAGAGUUCAGUUGGGAAACAACAUGUUUUAUACGGGAGUCUCUAUAAACACGUUUAACGUCGACUAUUCAUACCCUCUAGUUUAUGCUGGGGAUGUACCGAAUACUCAAGCGGGUUUUAAUGGAGACCUUUCCAAGUAUUGCAACACGACAAACUCAUUGAACAUACUUUUAGUGAGUGGUAAAACCGUUCUAUGUGAACAAGAUGGUAACGGAACAGUAGUAUUCCGCGCCGGUGCGGUCGGUACCAUAACGACGUCCAAUGGAGGCUUCACAGAUUCCUCCCGUUCUUACCCUUUGCCUGCCUCCUACUUUGGUUGGAACGAUGCCGCUCAGGUUUAUAAUUACAUAAAAUCAGCAAGUAAUCCUACCGCAAUUAUAAGGAGGAGUAUCGAGACUACAGACCAAUUGGCUCCAUAUGUUGUUUCAUUUUCAUCAAGGGGGCCAAACCCAAUUACAAGGGACAUUCUCAAGCCUGACUUAAGUGCUCCCGGAGUGUACAUUCUUGCUGCAUGGUCACAGGGUACCAGUGUAACGGGAAUUCAGGGAGAUCCAAGAGUAGUUCCAUACAAUAUAAUCUCGGGCACAUCCAUGUCUUGCCCACAUGUAACCGGAGUAGCUGCGUAUGUGAAAUCUUUUAACCCUGGAUGGUCUCCUGCUGCUAUUAAGUCUGCUCUUAUGACAACUGCGCUUCCAAUGAACAGUGCCAAUAAUCCUGAUGCCGAGUUUGCAUACGGGGCAGGUCAUAUUGAUCCAUUAAAAGCAGUAACACCUGGUUUAGUAUAUGAUGCCGGACAGCUUGACUAUGUGAAAUUUUUGUGUGGCCAAGGUUAUAGCACCCAGGCAUUGCAAAUUGUCACUGGAGACAGUAGCAUUACUUGCUCUGCAGCCAACACUGGAACUGUUUGGGAUCUAAAUUAUCCUUCUUUUGCCCUGACUUCUCAGAGUUACCAACCCAUCACCCGUGUCUUCCACAGGACCAUCACAAAUGUUGGUUCACCGGUGUCCACUUAUAGGGCAAUUGUGGUAGCCGCCACAGGCCUUCAGAUCCAAGUUGUGCCGAAUGUCCUUACAUUUAACUCACUAGGUCAAAGCCAGUCCUUUGUGGUUACUAUCACAGCCACAUUUAUAAAUAAUAAUGUAAUGUCUGGGUCAUUGGUGUGGGAUGAUGGGGUUUAUAAAGUGAGGAGCCCCAUUGUCGCACAUUCUUCUUAUGUGGCACAUUCUUCCUCUUGAAAAUUUAUAUAUGCUUGCACCGGCCAUAUAUAAGCUCUUAUGUACGAGCAUGUUUCCUAGCUACAAAAUGAAAUAAAAUAGAAGCAUGGUGUGUUUUGGAUCACAAUGAAGAAA